Molecule: messenger RNA, 2299 nt
Organism: Strongylocentrotus purpuratus (purple sea urchin)
Lineage: Eukaryota; Metazoa; Echinodermata; Echinoidea; Camarodonta; Strongylocentrotidae
Product: adenylate kinase isoenzyme 5
Exons: 2
Coding region: 183-479 (98 amino acids)
Source: RefSeq, a predicted model, not a curated record
CAAACGAUCGACCGCGCCGGGUGGUGUUCAAUUUGUGUAAUAUUUACUUUGGUUACCUGCAACAUACCUCUGGCGAGUUACAUUACAGGCAGGUUUGGGCCAACUUAUCCACCUUUUCUCUGCAAUUGCCGCUGAGUUCUAAAGAUUUGAGGAAUCCCAAUAGACUCCAUAGUCACUCCAGAAUGGGGGAGAAGGAAGACUCAGAAAAGUAUCUCAAAAGAAGGAGAAUACGAGAGCUUUUUCAGUGUCUGAUGGCAGGGAUCCUGUUCCACAAGCCCGAUGAUCACAUCGCGUACCUGAUCGCCUGUCUGACAAAACUCCAUGAAGACCCGCUCGCCAUCUUCAAUGUUCGAUGGAACACAUUUAUCGAGCACGGACCUGGCGGGGGCAACAUGGCCGGUGCGGGGACGGAUGUUAACCCCGAUGAGAUAAACAUGCAGCUUCAAACUUUCCUAUCAGGCUCAGGGUUCCUCUAUUGAUGGAGCAGGGGUACGCCCCCUCCUUUGUGGACCUGGAAAAAGUACCAAACUUAUUUUGAAUAGUGUCAUCGUUACGCGGGGCUGCUCAGGUACAUUAUGCAGAUGAUAAAGUCGGCGUACGUUCGGCUCCACCCACUGUUUGGGGGCUCUGAGAAAGAAAACAUGUCACUUGUAAGCGUCUACGUCACGGGGAACUACAUGCCAAACAUUGCGGCUCCCACUUGGAGUGGAUUCACCCCCACUCCCAUUUCUGUCAAUUUUGUUUAGGAUACUGUCACAUUAACAUUGUAGUAUUGCUUUCAAGGGAAACCUACUGACACGGGCCUGCCAAUGAUCUCCUCGUUCAUCUCACCAACCAUCUAAACGGUACCCCCCCCCCACGUUCUACAAAUGGAUACGCCAUUGUAAUGGGCCAUCAUGGACAUUAUCUUGAGAUAAUUAUGGACCUCGUAUUCGUCCGAAAAGAAAGUAUAACUCUUCGCAGUAAGCUGUUGAUACCUUGCAAUAGUCAAGAUGAAAGAAAAAGGAAACGUUUCGUGAUACUCAUCUUGAGGCUCAAGUAGUGGGGCAUCCAGGACUCACCCGAUUUGUUCUCUUUCUUGUCUGAAAGUUAAGGUAUGCCAGAAUUUUGCUGGGAAGAGGGGAAAUAUCCCCUUUGCCUCUCCAGGAUUUAAACACCGUCAUUUGUUUGUGAAUGCUUGUGUUGUAUUUUUCUAUCUUUUUUGCUCAUACGGAGUGGAUUGUUUUUAGAGGACUUCACCCUCGAAAACCUUCAUGAUUGACGAUAUUCAUAAUCAACAGGAUUCAUCUAGACGAAACGUUGUUUCAAAUUUUGUAUUGCACUGUCGAUGUCAUGCUUAUAGAAAGUUAUUUACCAAGGGAACUAGGAAUUAAAUAUUACUCUUCCAAAACGGCUGUGAAUAUUAAGUUAUGGCUGAAUUAUAUGACUCUAAAUAUUGUAACCAUAUGAAUUUUGUUUUACUUCUUUAUCUUGUUCAUCUUUAAUCCAACUCCUUAGUCGACAUUUUACAUUUUUCUUGCAAUUUGUACAACUUUGUCAAACUUGUAGAUUAUACACAUUUGGAUCAAUAAUAUUAUGAGAUUCCAAAUAUAAAAUUUCCUGUCAUUUAUCAUUAGAAAAUUGAUGCAAUAUCGUUCUGAGUGUGCAAUGACAUUUCCUGAAGCAUACUUCGGGCUGUGCAUGCUACCUUUCAAUUUUAGAUGUGUGUGUUUGCUUUAGAGGCAUUAUGGGUUUUUUCUUGUGCUAAAUCAUGUUGUUGGACUAUAACAAUGUACCUCACAGUAACAUUUUGCAAUUUAAAAAUUUAUGCUCAUUAUGAUUUACGCUUACUGUUUUUUUGUAUUUUCUCCUCUGUAGAUAAAACAUUUAUUCCUUUACGAAUUUCAGUCGUUAUAUUUUGAUCAUGUUUUUUUGGGUGGCAAUUUUUUUUAUUUUCUAUUAAUAUGGUGAAGAAAAUAAAGUCAGGAUCCAUUAGUGGAAUAUUUGUAUUGAUAGUUCCAACCCGUUUUUUGUUUGUAGUAGUAGUGGUAGUAGUGGACUAGUGGUAGUAGUAGUAGUAGUAGUAGUAGUAGUAGUAGUAGAAGUAGUUUUUUUCCAUAUCAUCAUUGUUUUCAUCAUAAUCAAUAAGUUAACAAUAAAAUGCAUCUUGGGACCUUGUAUUUGAAUAUAUUUCUUAUAUCAGGGCGACACUCUUUUAGUAGUUUCCUGAAAUGUAAGAAUAAUCAUACAUUAUAUUACCAUACUGUAACAUCUGCGAUCAUGAUUUACAAUGAGUGGGAAGAUAUUUACUUUAAAUGAA